AUGCCUCCUCGUAGAGCUAAUUCAAGUAAUGCGAACACUUGGAAUGCAAAUGCAAGAAAUGCAAACACAACUCGUCCAAUCCCAGAUCAAGAAGUCUCCAAUGCUGAAUUCAAGAGUUCCAUUCAGAUGUUUGCUCAGAGUUUCGCCGAACAGAACUAUCAGCGGGAUCAAGCUCAUAUGAAUGGAAAUGGUGGAUCGAUAGCAACAAGGGUAUGCUCUCACAUGGUAGCUGACUCCAUGGAUCAGAUGAAUAAGUUCUUGUGUGGAGUGUCAAAUUUGGUGAAAAUAGAGUGCAAAAAUGCUAUGUUACUAGGAGAUAUCAACAUCUCUAGGCUUAUGACUCAUGCUCAGCAGGUUGAGGGUAAUAAGUUUAAGGAACAUGCCAAGGAGAAUAAGAAGGCUAGGACUGGGAACUAUGACUGGGGUGGUAGAAAUCUCUCGUAG
Messenger RNA from Solanum pennellii, 444 nucleotides. RefSeq lists its product as uncharacterized. The coding region runs from base 1 to 444 and encodes 147 amino acids. The record is from RefSeq and is a predicted model, not a curated record. NCBI's taxonomy places the organism in Eukaryota, Viridiplantae, Streptophyta, Magnoliopsida, Solanales, Solanaceae. The transcript has 2 exons.